GAAUACCAGCCUACAUGAGGUUAACAUGUCAUUUAAACCCCAAAAGGUGUGUGACUUGGUUAGAAGAAUUAGCUGUUCAGAACCUGAUGAUGGUAUCAGCCUGUCUUCAGAGAUAGCAAUAUUUAUGCAUGGACUCUUGUUGUAGAAGGAAUUAAAUACAGAAUGUAUUGAGAAUGUUAUCUAUGAAGGAUACAUGAAAGAGGACUCCGAGGAAGUAAACUUGGUGAAGAAAGAAAGGAAUUGAUAGUUUGUUUGAGACCAUUCUUGACGGAGAAUAAUGUACAGAUUUUCCAUAUCAGCUAGGUGGAGUCCUUUAUCGUCAUUCAAAAUGGAGAUAAUUUGUUACUAAGUGACACAGUUAUAGCAUGACAUCAGGGGUCCUACAUCUAAAACGUUCUUGUAUGUUAGAUUAUGAGAGGACAGAUAAUGGAAAGAAGGCAUACAAAUGUGAUAUAUGUGGAAAAUUAUUCUCUCGUACCAAUGAUUUACACAAUCAUACUAGAACACAUACGGGAGAGAAGCCAUUCAAAUGUCACAUAUGUGGCAUGGCAUUUAAGCAGGCCAGCUACAUGACGCCACAUCUCCGAACCCAUACUGGAGAGAAACCAUUCAAAUGUGAUGUGUGUGGUAAGACUUAUGCUAGAUCUACUGACCUACACAGACACUCGAGGUCACAUACUGGAGAAAAGCCAUACGGGUGUGAUAUAUGUGGAAAAACUUAUUCUGUGUCACGGAAUCUAAUCAUCCAUAAAAGGACUCACACAGGAGAAAAACUGUACAAAUGUGAAAUUUGUAACCGAGGCUUCAUUUCAGCAAUGAACUUAGAGGCCCAUAAAAGUUUACAUACAGGAGUGAAGCCAUUUAAGUGCAACAUCUGCGGAAAGGGAUACGGCAUGGCCCAAAGUCUAAAGAGACACUGUAAGACACAUUGGGAGAAGAAAGUGUGUGGAAUUUGUAAUGAAAGUUUUACAGGUGCUGAUAAACUUAAGGAACACUUAAAAAUACACAAUGGCGAAAGACAGUUCAAGUGUGAUGUCUGUGGAGAUGGAUUUAGUCAACCAAGAUACCUCCAGGCACAUUUAAGACAACAUAAUGGAGAAAUUUCAAAGAUUUCCAAACCUGAGUCAUCAGCAAUAUCUAAGUGUGAAAUUUGUGGAAAGAGAUUUAGAAAACCUGAAAAUCUUCAGUUUCAUCUAAACAUUCAUAGCACAAGGGAUAAUUUAAUAUCCUUCAAAACAGAUGUGACAGUAGAGCGUGUUUCACCACAACUUGACACCACCCAUAGAGACGACAGCCAACCAUCACAAUCUGAGACGUGUGCAAGAAGCUACAGCCGAACAAGUAUGGCACCACACCUCAUGACACAUCCUACUAUAGAGAGCCCGGCACUUGAGGAUCCACACCCUGACACAGAUCCUACAAUCGAAAGCCUAGUACUUGUAGAAUCACUCCUCAAGACACAUCCUUCAAUUGUGAGUCCCGCUCUUGUGAAACCACACCUCGACACACAUCCUACAACAGAGAGCCCAGUACUUGUAGAACCAAACCUAGAGACACAUCCUACAACAGAGAGCCCAGUACUUGUAGAACCAAACCUAGAGACACAUCCUACAACAGAGAGCCCAGUACUUGUAGAACCAAACCAAGAGACACAUCCUACAACAGAGAGCCUAGCACUUGUAGAACCAAACCAAGAGACACAUCCUACAACAGAGUGCCUAGCACUUGUAGAACCAAACCUAGAGACACAUCCUACAGUAGAGAGCAUGUCACUUUUGGUGCCACACCUUAAGACACAAGGUUUGUCAAUGGUUACAACACAUGUUGAGAAAUAUGAGACAGGGACAAACCAGUCAACAUUAGCACCAAUUCUGGAUAUAUAUGUUAGAGGGGAAAGCCAUCAGUUACUGGUUCCUCUUAUUGAGACUAAUGAAUCAAGUGACAUUGAGACACAUAUAGAGGACAACACUUCUCCAUCCCUAACAACUCAUUUUACAGUUGAUAGUCUCCUGGAGUACUUUGAGACAUAUCAUAGACAAGAAAAGGCUUGUAGGCCGAAAGAAAGAAUGCAAGUGACAGGAGACAUUAAUUUUGAUACAGAGGACACCCAUCCACUGGAGGCAUCAUACCUUGAGACAGGUGUCACAGAGGACAAUCAGCCAAUAAACCAGAAGACACGUGUCACAGAUCACAUACAGACUCUCAAUCAGGAAACACAUGUCACAGAUCACAUACAGACUCUCAGUCAGGAGACACAUGUCACAGAUCACAUACAGACUCUCAGUCAGGAGAUACAUGUCACAGAUCACAUACAGACUCUCAAUCAGGAGACGCAUGUCACAGAAUAUAAUCAGCCGUCAAAUCAAGAGAUGGACAUUUUAGAAGAAAACCACAUGUUAGAUGACAACCACCAGUUUGAAGCAGCACACCUUGAGACAUAUUUUCUCAGAGAAAAUCACAUUAAGUAACAUAUUUAAAUGAAAAAACCGGAAACCAUUGGCUUCUUUCCUACCACCACACCUAGAAACACACAAUACACGAGAGAUCUUAGUCUACCAC
Molecule: messenger RNA, 2559 nt
Organism: Ylistrum balloti
Lineage: Eukaryota; Metazoa; Mollusca; Bivalvia; Pectinida; Pectinidae
Product: zinc finger protein 572-like
Exons: 2
Coding region: 366-2468 (700 amino acids)
Biological process (GO): regulation of transcription by RNA polymerase II
Molecular function (GO): RNA polymerase II cis-regulatory region sequence-specific DNA binding; DNA-binding transcription factor activity, RNA polymerase II-specific
Source: RefSeq, a predicted model, not a curated record